Striga hermonthica is the source of this 1215-nucleotide messenger RNA. The record is from the annotation of a GenBank genome assembly. NCBI's taxonomy places the organism in Eukaryota, Viridiplantae, Streptophyta, Magnoliopsida, Lamiales, Orobanchaceae.
AUGUCUUGGAAGAGCAGAGGAAUGGAGUCGGUGCCUUCGAAGAGUUUUGCUUCGAGAAAACUCACAGUUCUACUUUGUAUUGGAUGCUUUUGUGCUGGGAUGCUCUUCACCGACAGAAUGUGGUCUCUGCCUGAAGCUGAAGAUGCAUCACUAUCAUCUGGGGUUGCUGGUGGAAAAGUUAAAUUAGCUACAGAUGGCUGUGAUAAAAAAGAUGCAAAAGGUGAGUCGUGGGACGCAUUUAGAGAAAUUUCAAAGACCCAUCAUUCUAUGAAGGACCUAGAUAAAACAAUUUCGAAUCUGGAGAUGGAUUUAGCUGCAGCAAGGUCUCUUCAGGACUCCCUUCUCAAUGGGUCCCCCAUAUCCGAGGAACUGAGGGUGCCCGAAUUGACCAAGAAAAGAAAAUAUUUGAUGGUGGUGGGCAUAAAUACUGCUUUUAGCAGUCGAAAGAGAAGAGACUCGGUGCGUGCUACUUGGAUGCUACAAGGUGAUAAUCGCAAAAAGCUAGAGGAAGAAAAGGGCAUCAUAAUCCGAUUUGUAAUCGGUCACAGCGCAACAACGGGUGGCAUUCUUGAUAGAGCCAUUGAAGCAGAAGAUAAGAAACACGGAGACUUUUUGAGAUUGGAACAUGUUGAGGGUUACCUUGAACUUUCUGCCAAGACAAAGAUCUAUUUUGCCACUGCUGUUGCACUAUGGGAUGCUGAUUUUUACGUAAAAGUUGAUGACGACGUGCAUGUUAACAUUGCCACACUUGGAGCAACGCUAGCUAGGCAUCGUUUGAGACCAAGGGUGUAUAUUGGGUGCAUGAAAUCUGGGCCCGUCCUAGCUCAAAAGGGAGUGAGAUAUCAUGAGCCUGAGUAUUGGAAAUUUGGUGGGCAAGGAAACAAGUAUUUUCGCCAUGCAACAGGGCAAUUAUAUGCUAUUUCAAGAGACUUGGCAGCUUACAUAUCAAUAAACCAGCACGUACUGCACAAGUAUGCAAAUGAGGAUGUUUCACUGGGAUCGUGGUUUAUUGGGUUGGAUGUGGAGCACAUAGAUGACCGAAGAUUAUGUUGUGGGACCCCUCCUGAUUGCGAGUGGAAGGCCCAGGCCGGCAACAUAUGUGUGGCGUCUUUCGACUGGACCUGUAGUGGGAUUUGCAAUUCGGCCGACAGAAUGAAGGACGUGCACAAAAGAUGCGGUGAAGGUGGAAAUGCCGUGUGGAGUGCAGAUUUCUAG